UCAGGUAAGCGCCAUAGCUACCAUGUUUAAAUCGCACGUGUCCUUAAUCUGAUUAAUGGGCAUCUUGAACCAGUUUGGUUGUUUAGAUGCUGUAUCAGAAAAUCGUCUUCGUAGAAUCCAGCAGGAACUGGGGACUGCACAUGUCUCUUACGCAUGCGUAGGCUUUCCCAAAGUGAAAACUGGCACAUACACACUGAAGGAAUGGGAGCCCUGAUCUACGAUGUAUGAUGCUUGAGGGGAAGUUUGACGUCCAUGUGGAUUAUUGUUAGGUAUAGGCCUAAUUUCUGUUCGGUUAAAAUCGUCCAAUGUUAUAUAUGGUAUGUGCUGUUAAUGCUGUUAAUGUGAACCACCGUUGUUACUGAUUUACCACACCUUGGAAUAUAAAUUUGUGAAAGUUUUAUUCCUCAAGUCAGGCUUCAUCCCUUUACUUUGCCUUCUCAAUCAUUCAUCACAUAAUUCAUUGUAAAAUACGAAGAUGUAUUACCCGUACAAACGUUUCAUCUCUUCAGAAGAGGGACACUCGGCCUGUUUUGUCCAGAGGUUAUAUACCAUAAUUCGAAGAGGGGAUUUUUCACUGGUGGACCAUCUAUGCAAAGAACAUGAAGACACUAGUUCGUCCUGUAGAAUAUUGCUUCUGAUGAACAUUGUUUACCAAUAGUUUUAAAUGUAACUUUUUGACAGUAUAAAAGGACUCAGAAUGGAUUACCAGUACCAUGUGUACAUUCUGGAGGACCCAGAUGACCCGCCCACUGAAAUCCAAGACUUCAUCACCGCUUUCUUUCAAAGAUUCAAUUGCCAUCCACACAACCGAGGACAGGCGACUUAACGUGUAUUUACCACGGAACGAUGACAUAGCAGGAAUGACGAAGUUUGAUAACGUCCCAUAACGCUAUAAAUAAUUCCAAUAUGAUUCUGUGCAUUAUCUCCCCCUGGAAUACUCAUUGGAUUAACUACUGUCGACAUGCUAGUUUUUAUCAGAAAAUCGUGAACAACAAGCGGGAUAUGUUCAUACCAGUAUUCCUGGGCUAUUCUUCAGCUGCAGACGCUAACAUUGCGUGUCCAGAAGAAAUCAGGUGUCAGACGGGGUGAUGUUUAAGGCGUCUUGGAGGGACGAUGAUGACGCGUGGGGAAAGUUAGAUAGGUCCUUACAGGUACCGAUAGAAGCAACAGCGACAGGAUCUGGAGGCCCCGCCACACGGGUUGCGAUACAAUGUACAGAUGGUUUUGACCACAGUAACGUGAAUAGUUUUGUCCUCCGGAUGGACCUCCUUUCUCGACCCCAAUAUCAUCACAAUCUCAUGAAUGAAACAGGGCCUGUUCAUGAAUGGGAGAGUGGAAACAUCUCCUUCCAGUGGGAGAGAGACAUACACUAUGCCCGCACCCAGACGUGAUCACGUAUCCCAAGAUCAGAUUCUCGAGGUACUUGGUGGCCCCAGUCUGCUGUCAGCGUCCAGAUCCGGUGGUCUGUUCCAAGACAACCCCGACUCUUCCAUCAGACAUAAAGCCCCUGUUAAUAUCAUUGGUUCCUCAGAUGAAAGGGCUGAUGAAGAAAAUGAUGUUGGUUCCUCAGAUGAAAGUGCUGAUGAAGAAAAUGAUGACAGAAAUCUCCCUAGUGAGGUAACAGUCGACAUUGACCGUGCUGGACAAAGUCAUCACGCCGAAUUUACAGAUAGCACGAACCCAAAAUUAUUGUUCGGUGACUCCCUGGGGUCUGAUAGUUGUUCUGGCAGAGAGACCCUCUUAGGACGACUCCCUAGUAACGUAACUGAUGACAAUGAAGACGAGAUUAGCGUUGAUCAUGACAGCAGAGAAUUCACCUCGGGAGAACAAUCGGAUCACAAUUAUGGUAUGUCACAUUUGAUUGAUUCUGCAUAUUCCUCUGGCGAUGGUGGACAGUCAAGAAAUGGUGAGCAGCGAACUGGGACAGAUGAGCUGCAGACUGGGGCAGGUGAGCUGCAGACUGGGGCAGGUGAGCUGCAGACUGGUCCUGAUAUGCAGCAGAAGGGGACAGAUUUACAGCAGGAUGUGGAAGGUGCGCAGAAUGUGCUUGGGGAUUCCAGUACAACCUCUGAGAGGUGCGGCAAGACGGUGGCGUCUCAUGACGUGGAGGAUCAUCAUCCGCAUGGCCCUUUGCGGGACGGGGAGGCCAGUGGAGGGGAAGAGAGUGGUACAUCAGUUCUGAAUCCAGCCCAGAACGCGGGCGGGUGCGCAGGCAUUGCUCUAGGAAGGUGGGCGGCGCGGGCAUUUGCUAUGUGGGAGUUAAUACAGUAUUAUUGAUGUUCCCAAGAAGGCAGUAGCAAAAAUAAUUGCGUUUUGUGUAGGUCGGAAUCAAUGGGCAACUUCCCUUUGUAUGUCAACAUUGUUACUUAGUACGUUUGUUGUACUAAUCCUCACUAUUACUCCAGUCUUCACACUCACGUGAAGGACUGAACCCAGAACAUUAUAAGGUUGCAUAAAUUCUGUGAGGUUCCUGUUUUCUUCUUAAUGACAAUGUGCUCUUAUUUGUCUAUGGCAGAGUAUGCCUACACAUACCGGUACUUUCAACUUUAGAAGGCAGUAAAGGUUUCAUACAUCAGGAAAUGUUUAAAUUCCGAUGAAUUAUCCGUGAAUGUCAUGAAUAAAUACAAUUUCUACAUCAAUCGUAUCAUUUGGCCAAAAUCUACAAAAUAGUUGUGACAGUAAGUUAUACGAGAGUCAACAGGCCAGGUUGACGCGUACAGAAAACCUUGUUGAGAAGAGCAAAACUUAUUUCACGGUUAAAGGGAGAGAACCCGGAUUUAGAAUCAUACAAAAUUUGUGAAACGCUGGUGUAAGGAAAAUAAAUGCCCCCCCUGUCUAUUGUCCAGGGCUUCAUAAAUAAACAAACAAACAAAUAAAUAAAGGAAGAGUUCGGAGUUUGCUUACUAAGCAAAUGUAUAAUGUAGCCCGCCUCAUAGGCCAAAACCACAUGUUACUGCCAAUUGGUACGACGAGACUGUGACUGUUUACGGUGACCAAGUGUAGAGUGAGUUGUCCAGGGAUGAAGAAAUAUAGUAGGUUCAAAUUUAUGUUAUU
This is a messenger RNA of Liolophura sinensis, 3054 nucleotides long. RefSeq lists its product as uncharacterized. The coding region runs from base 1303 to 2277 and encodes 324 amino acids. The transcript has 6 exons. NCBI's taxonomy places the organism in Eukaryota, Metazoa, Mollusca, Polyplacophora, Chitonida, Chitonidae. The record is from RefSeq and is a predicted model, not a curated record.